GGGAAACUAAACUGAAUCAAAUUGAUUAUGUUAGCCAUUUCAAACCGAGGAGGAGAGAAAUUGAAUAAUCUACUUAAAAAAGGCGGAAGAGCUGCGGAAGCAGCAAAGAAAGAGAGAGACGGACGGACAGAAAGAGUGAAAGACAGAGCAGCAACACAAGUCACAAGGUGAAGGAGACAAAUUUCUGUGCUCUCAUCUUUGCGUAGUGGAGUUCCUCUUGGGUCAGCUUCAACUCGUUCCGUGCUCAACCGCCUCUGUGCCCAAUUCCGACUCCCCACCCACUGAACCAAAAGAUCACCAAGUUUUAUCGAUUUGCUGCUCAAAAGAGGACAAGGGUCUCUUUUGAUUAGCACCUUGAAAUUUCCCUGAUUUCUUUCUUCUUACUCAUUGGCUUCUGCUGAGUUCUACUGGGUUGGCCGGAGAUUUUGACCAAUCGAAGGUUUGUUGUCCACCAGCUACUUCUUCUGGAGCUUGAGAUGUUCAACUAUUGAAUUUUAAUGGGCACAAGGUCUCUCUCCAUAGAUACUCCAGAUUCUCUUUAUGAGAGAGAUCUGGUAGAAGGAGCAGGUAAAGUUAGCCGAGGUGGAGGGAGCUUCAAAAACCAUGACUCCAGUUUGGUUGUAGAGCAGAGGUCAAGUCCAUUGAGAAGAGAAGCAGUCAACAGGUCAGCAUUUGCAAUGAAGACACAUGAAAAUGGAGAAAUUGAUUUGGAAGAUGGAAAGUUGGAAAAGCCUGUAGAUAAACUUAUGCGCAGUAACAAAGUAAUUGUGCAUAAUCAGGCCUUAUUAGCUGGCCUAGCAUAUUGUAUUUCUUCGUGCAGCAUGAUACUGGUCAACAAAUUUGUGCUUUCCAGCUACAACUUCAAUGCUGGUAUAUCUUUGAUGUUGUACCAGAACUUGAUUUCAGUAAUUAUCGUAACAUCAUUGAGCCUCCUGGGGGUAAUCUCAACAGAACCACUAACAUGGAGAUUGAUCAAAGUCUGGUUGCCUGUUAAUGUCAUAUUUGUUGGAAUGCUCAUCACAAGCAUGUUUAGUUUGAAGUAUAUCAAUGUUGCCAUGGUCACAGUUUUGAAGAACGUGACUAAUGUUAUCACUGCAGUUGGCGAGAUGUAUCUAUUCCAGAAGCACCAUGAUAAUAGAGUGUGGGUGGCUUUAUUCUUAAUGAUUGUUUCAGCCAUUUCCGGAGGCCUCACCGAUCUCUCUUUUCAUGCUGUUGGCUACACAUGGCAAAUCAUUAACUGUUUUUUGACUGCAUCAUAUUCGCUCACUCUACGUCGGGUGAUGGAUACAGCAAAGCAAGUUACUAGAUCUGGGAACCUAAACGAGUUCUCAAUGGUCAUGCUCAACAACACUCUUUCUCUUCCUUUGGGCCUUGUUCUCAUAUUUGUAUUCAAUGAGGUGGACUACCUCACAACAACGCCCCUUUUGAGAUUACCAGUCUUCUGGCUAGUAAUGACGUUGAGCGGGUUCUUGGGCCUCGCUAUCAGCUUCACGUCUAUGUGGUUUCUUCACCAGACAGGGGCUACCACAUACAGCCUAGUUGGAUCAUUGAAUAAGAUUCCUUUAUCUCUUGCUGGCAUCCUGUUGUUCAAAGUACCUACAAGCUUGGAGAACUCUGCCAGCAUCCUCUUCGGUUUGUUGGCUGGAGUAUUUUUCGCCAGAGCUAAAAUGCGUGAGAGACCAUAAUUUGGUGACUGAAUCUGAUGGCAAAACUGCUGAUGCAUACAGCAUUAGGUAUCUCCCUCCUUAGCUCAUGGAAGUGCAUGAAACCCUGCUAACUUCGAGAACCACUGGUCCAAAUAGAUUUUGUACACUUAUUUACCAAGCCGCCAUCUGGGUCAGCUGCUACUACGCCUUAAUACUUCUGCAAUGGAAUGCGAGGUCUGCAUUCCCUCUUUACUGCCAUCCAUUUUGCUUAUGAAAAUUGAUGUAUGUAUCUGUGUGUUUUUUGUUGGGCAAGACGCCCAUUGUAUCAGCUCUUUCUUGAACUGGCCACUGGGUGCUUCUAGGAUAUGAUGAUUAGGUCCGAGAAAUGGCCAUUUGCAUUGUAACUUAUAUGAACCGAACCCUUGCUCAAGGGAACUAAAAACGAAUGAACAGCAAGAGGAUCACGAUAACCUCUGCUGAUCUCCUCAUUCACGAUAACAAAGAUACCAAUACAAUGAUAAAGUAUCUAUACAUUAGCGGAAGUACAGGUACUAUAAAAUUUUGGCAGAUCGAACAAAACUUGUUUAGCUUUAGGACGCAGCAGAGUUCUCGGUUACAGGUGAAGAUUCUGGCUGGACCUCUGAUUGAGCCUCUACCUGGGGAGCUUCUGAUGCAGCGGACUCUGUUUCUGUCACGGCAGAUUCUGUCUGCACGGGUGGCGCAACAGACUCCGGUUCAGUCGGUGCUGCAGCUUGGAAGACCUCCGGUGGCUUGAACUUGUUGAUGUAGUAGGUCAAAGAUGGGCCGUUGUAUGCAGCCGUCUGCACCUGAGGCGGCGGUGCGUUCUUGUUGACUUGAAGCAGAAUCGACGAAGCAGCUGCGAUGGCAAUCAGGGCAAGGCCGCCGGAGAUUGCAGCUGUGUUUUCAGCUCCGCUGGAUGAAGAACCAGCAGCGCCUGAACUUAUAGCACUCUCGGCUACAUAAACCGUCGGCUCGACGGAGUAGAUAUUGGUCUGCCCGGCGGUAUCUUUCUCGACGUAGCCGGUGUACGGACGGCCACGAGUGCGAGGUGGGAACGUUCCCACCACUUUGGUUUUCUCCUCGGCUACCCAAUCCAUGCUUAUCUUUCCGACCUCCUUCUCAGGAGCACAUUCCUCGGUGUUGCAAUCGGAAUCGACCUCGGACGAAGAAGCUCUGACGGUGAAAAGCUUCAAACUUGGCCGCCUGCCGCUCUGGAAACUAGGCCAUCUCCUGUUUGAAGCUGUGAAUGAGCAGGCGUUGGCUGAUGAUAUGAUUGCCUGCGAAGAAGAAGCGCAUGCCAAAGCCAUGACCUUUCUCCCCUCUCUUGCUCUCUAUCUGCUUCCUAGAAUUUACCUCCAGACAGAGAGCAGUUGGUUCGAAAGCCGGAUUGCCUGUAAUGGAGGAGGAAAUCGAACCCAAUUGAGCAAAUAAGGCUGAUGAGAAUCUGAAGUAAAUUUUCAGAGAAUCGUGUUCGAUUGGAAUUGAGACGACGGGAGAGAGUGAGAGAGGCAAAGGUUCUUGCCAGUUUUCGGAUUGAAGUAGGAAUUUUGUGUGGUGGAAUGGAAACGGAGCAGGCUUACGUGCCACGUCGUAACUCCUAAGGAGUUGUAAGUUGGAACCAUGGAUACGUCUUGGACUCUUGGGCCUUAGGACUAGGAGGAUACCCCAGUGGUCGUAACCCAAAUUCUUUGCGAGUUGGAGUUUGGACUUUUCCCUUUCUCCAUCUGGUCUCUUUCUUUCUUUCUUCCUGCUCUAA
Messenger RNA from Linum tenue, 3423 nucleotides. The record is from the annotation of a GenBank genome assembly. NCBI's taxonomy places the organism in Eukaryota, Viridiplantae, Streptophyta, Magnoliopsida, Malpighiales, Linaceae.